Messenger RNA from Urocitellus parryii (Arctic ground squirrel), 2866 nucleotides. NCBI's taxonomy places the organism in Eukaryota, Metazoa, Chordata, Mammalia, Rodentia, Sciuridae. The record is from RefSeq and is a predicted model, not a curated record.
ACUACUUCCCUGCCAGCAGCUUCAUUGUGUGCGCGAGGAGCGAGCGGCGGCGGAGAGCGGGCGAGCGAGCAGCAGCGCGAGCGCGGCGGGGAGAGCGAGCGCGCCGGGGAGGGUGCGAGGCGGCGCCCGCGGCUGCGCUCCGCCCGCCUCCCGGCAACUCUGCCCCAGCGCCGCGCGCCGUGCGCGCCGUCCCGCCACCUCCGCGGCCCCGCCGGCUGCCGUCGCGGGCUGAGGGUCUGGUCCGGGCAGGGGUCCUAACCCCGAGACUGGGGCAUCCCUGGCUCAGCCGAGAGGCACGGAGCCCGCGGGGGACGUAAAUUACGCUGCAGCACUCGCCGGGUGAACGGCGUGGGCAGGCGGACGGCGGGGCUUCGGGCGCCCCGAGGGCAGGGCUCCCCGACUUCUCCAGGGGAGCCUCAACCCCGAGGGGCGCACAGAGCUAGCGUGCCCUAGCAGCGCCGGACCUUGCGCUCAUCCCCCGCGUACCCCACUUCUGCACAAACUUUUCUGACGCCCUCGCCCGUGGGGGUCGCGGGGAGCGCUGGGGCUGCCCCUUGGGCUCCUGCCCCGCCGGACCCUAGCCACGCUGACCUCCUGCCUCUUGUAGCCUCAGUGGCGACCUCUCCAGGCCGGGCCGCGCGUGGCACUCGAGGAGAGCGCGGUAACCACCGUCGCUCUCCGAAGGCUCCCGCGCCCCCGGGGGCAGCCGGGCGGGGUAAUGCCCUCGGUGAUGGAAAAGCCGAGUGCGGGCUCCGGGAUCCUGUCCCGCAGCCGGGCCAAGACGGCGCCCAACGGCGGACAGCCGCACUCGGAGGAUGACAGCAGCGAGGAGGAGCACUCGCACGACAGCAUGAUCCGAGUUGGAACCAAUUACCAGGCCGUAAUUCCGGAGUGCAAGCCUGAGAGCCCAGCUCGCUACAGCAACAAGGAGCUGAAGGGGAUGUUGGUGUGGUCACCCAACCACUGCGUGUCAGAUGCUAAGCUUGACAAGUACAUUGCUAUGGCCAAGGAGAAGCAUGGCUACAACAUCGAGCAGGCACUGGGCAUGCUCCUGUGGCAUAAGCAUGAUGUGGAGAAGUCACUGGCUGACCUGGCCAACUUCACCCCGUUCCCUGAUGAGUGGACCGUGGAGGAUAAGGUGCUGUUCGAGCAGGCCUUCGGCUUCCACGGCAAGUGCUUCCAGCGGAUCCAGCAGAUGCUGCCUGACAAGCUCAUUCCCAGCCUGGUGAAGUAUUAUUACUCUUGGAAGAAGACCCGCAGCCGAACCAGUGUGAUGGACAGACAGGCACGGCGGCUGGGUGGCCGGAAGGACAAAGAAGACAGCGAUGAGCUUGAAGAGGGACGAGGAGCCGUGAGUGAGGGAGAGCCAGAUGCUGGAGACCCCAAGAGAGAGCCUCUGCCCUCUAGGCCCCUGAAUACGCGCCCAGGCCCUGGAAAGAAGGAGGUCCAGGUGUCUCAGUACCGCCACCACCCGCUCCGAACCCGGCGACGCCCACCCAAGGGCAUGUACCUGAGUCCUGAGGGCCUCACUGCAGUGUCAGGAAGCCCAGACCUUGCCAACCUCACACUCCGGGGACUCGAUUCCCAGCUCAUCUCCCUCAAACGCCAGGUGCAGAGCAUGAAGCAGGCCAACAGCAGCCUCCGCCAAGCCCUGGAGGGUGGCAUCGACCCACUCCGCCCCCCUGAGGCCAAUACCAAGUUCAACUCCCGAUGGACCACAGAUGAGCAGCUUUUGGCUGUGCAAGCCAUCCGUAGAUAUGGCAAAGACUUUGGGGCUAUUGCCGAGGUGAUCGGGAACAAGACUUUGACCCAGGUGAAGACCUUCUUUGUGAGCUACCGGCGCCGCUUCAAUCUGGAGGAGGUGCUGCAGGAGUGGGAGGCCGAGCAGGAUGGGGCCCCCGGAGCCCCAGUGCCCGUGGAGCAGGCCAGGAGAGGGGCUCCCUUGCCAGCCCCAGCCCUAGAGGAGGACGAUGAGGUCCAGAUUACAUCUGUCUCAACAUCUGUGCCCAGAUCGGUGCCCCCUGCACCGCCACCCCCUCCAUUGCCCUCCUCGCUGUCCCAGCCUCCCCCGCUGCUGAGGCCACCUCUGCCCACGGCUCCCACCCUGCUUCGCCAGCCACCCCCACUACAGCAGGGCCGCUUCCUGCAGCCUCGGCUCGCUCCUAAUCAGCCCCCUCCACCUCUCAUCCGCCCGGCCUUGCCUGCCUCCCGCCACAGUGCCCGCCCUGGUCCUCAGCCCCCACCUACCCUGAUCGGAGCCCCUCUGGAACCUCCAGCACCCUCACUCUGAGCCUUGGGGUCCUCUACCACCCACGGGCUCCUGAACCCCUUUGCUGGCAUCUCUGAGGACAGAAGGGACUAGAGCUCUUGCCAGAUCUUUCAAAGACCCAGAGCUGCCAGUUGGCACAGCCCAGCCUGUGGGUUCUGCGUGUGUCCUGGCAGCUGAGUUGCAGGCUGGGGCUAAGGGGCCUUCAGAGCUGGCCUGAGGACUCUGCUUCCUGGCUAGGACUGGAAUGGCUGCCUCCUUAUCUGCAAGAGGCUUGUCCUUUGGGCCUGCCUGUUGUGUGUAGGGGGUAGUGACCUUAGCAUGGGGGAAGGGUAGGACAGUAUGGGGUGUUGGCUGUCCUCAUUCCCCUUUCCCUCCUUUUAGCAAUAAGUCCUGGGGUGAGGUGGGGAGGGGUGGGGGGAGGUGGGCAGAGUCCUGAAGGAAGUCCCAUUCUUCUGCAGGGCCAGGUGGGAAUGCUGAAGGGCCCUGAGGGUGCCCACCUCACCCGUCCUCCCUGGAGCUUGGGGAAAGGGGGGCUGGGAACUUAGGGAGACAUGGGUUUAUUUUUCAAUGUUUUUUAAAAAUAAAUAAAUACAACCU